Molecule: messenger RNA, 951 nt
Organism: Cordyceps fumosorosea ARSEF 2679
Lineage: Eukaryota; Fungi; Ascomycota; Sordariomycetes; Hypocreales; Cordycipitaceae
Product: Dienelactone hydrolase
Exons: 4
Coding region: 1-951 (316 amino acids)
Molecular function (GO): hydrolase activity
Source: RefSeq, a predicted model, not a curated record
AUGGCCGACGCCGAAAACGCGACAAGGGCGCCUGAGAGCGAUGCCCAGGAGACAGUCGCCCCCGCCGCUGAAGCUCCCGCACCCGCUGCUGCCGCCCCCGUCACUGGCGAGCAUUGCGUCACCGAUCGACCUACUCCGUCUGGCCAGUCGUCCACCGGUGAAAUCAUCAAGCUCAACGACAUCGACGUCUAUAUCUCCAAGCCGGCCGACUACCCGCACGCGCCCGCGCGGCUGCUGCUGCUGCUCACGGGCGGCACGGGCAUCCAGUCCGUCAACAAUCAGAUCCAGGCCGACCGCUUCGCCGCCGAGGGCUUCCUCGUGCUGAUGCCCGACAUCUUCGGCGGGGACGCGGCGCCUGGCGCCGUCGCCAUCGCCGACGACACCUCCUCGUGGCUCGAGCACAUCAAGCUCAAGGCCGCCGAGGUGACCAAGUCGUUCGUCAUCGACAUGUGGCUCGCCCGCGUCACGCCCGACCGCGUGUUGCCCGUACUGCACCGCGUCCUCGACGCCGCCCGCGACCAGUACGCCGACGCCGUCAAGCACGGCGACGGCGUCUACGCCGUCGGCUACUGCGUCGGCGCGCGGUUUGUCCUGCUGCUCGGCAAGAAGACGACCACGCCGGCGGUGGACGAGGAGAGCGGCCCGACGACGGCCGGUCCGUACAUCAAGGCCGGCGCGCUGGCGCACGCGGCGUCGGUCGCGCCCGAGGACUUUGACGACGUCUGCGUGCCGCUGAGCCUUGUCUGCGUCGAGGACGAUCCGCUGUUCUCGGACGAGGUCCGCACGCUCGGCGAGGACGCCAUGUCCAAGGCGAACCUGGAGCACGAGGUCCAGGUGUACCCGGGCGUACCACACGGCUUCGCGGUUGUUGGCGAGUACGCAGAGGUCUCGAUCAAGAAUACGCAGGCGACCGCCUAUGAGCAGAUGCUGAAAUGGGUCAAGGAGCACUAA